GCUGGACUUUAACGGUGUAACUGCGCCGUUUCCGGGGAAAACAUCGUCCUCGGGACGCGAAGUUUAAACGGAGCCUUCGACUGCGGGGCGUCCGCGGCGUUUGACGCACCGGCGGAGCGGCAUGGACGCGACAACCGGAGCGACAGGCUGCGAUAGUACUGUGGAAAUACUUGGACAGGGAGCGGUUAGUGUGUUUAGUUAUAUACCUCUCUAUAUAUAUAUCUCUCUCUCUGUGGCGUCUGUUUUUAGCUCUUUUUAUGUCCCUAACGCGUUAGAGUAGCACUGUAAUGCAAGUUUUCACGGAGCGGUGCGGAAGAUUGGACGUUUAGCUGAAACAGAUGAAGCACACGCCUGCGGCUGGGACCGCUGCUGCUCUCUGAGGGUUUCUACUGGAUUCUACUGUGCGGAGCUUGUGUGAGUUGGAGUUCAUGGAUGUGCUCCAGCGUCACUGCCAAUAACUAAAAGAACAACAAGAUGUAUGCAGGGCGGAAGAGAAGAAAGCCGGCGCAGAAGGGCGUCAAGCCGACCGCUGUGGAAGGCGCCAAGUCCAACCCGUCCAAACGCCACCGUGACCGUCUCAACUCAGAGCUGGACCGGCUCGCCAGCCUGCUGCCCUUCCCCGAAGACGUCAUCUCCAGCCUGGACAAACUGUCCAUCCUGAGGCUCAGCGUCAGCUUCCUCCGCACCAAGAGCUUCUUCUCAGUGGCCCUGAAGAACCCGCUGUCCAACGGCCUGAACAAGAGCAACGAUAACAAUGAUGACAGCAAGUCGACAGGAUCGGCACACGGCCACAUACCUGAGGGGGAACUGCUGCUGCAGGCCCUGAAUGGCUUUGUUCUUGUGGUGACGGCUGAGGGAAUCAUCUUCUUCUGCUCCCACACCAUCCAGGAUUACCUCGGCUUCCAUCAGACUGAUGUGAUGCAUCAGAGUGUGUUUGAGUUGAUCCACACUGAAGACCAGCAGGAGUUCAGGAGGAACCUGCACUGGGCCCUCAACCCCCCUGCUGGCCUCGGACCCCCCACGGAUCCCUCCACAGAAGGCGAGUCGGUGUCGACCUCUCCCUGCCUGGUGAGCUACAACCCCGACCAGCUUCCACCUGAAAACUCCUCCUUCCUGGAGAGAGGCUUCGUCUGCCGCUUCCGCUGUUUACUGGACAACUCCUCCGGCUUCCUGGCGUUGAACAUCCAGGGUCGGCUGAAGUUCCUCCACGGUCAGAGCCGUCAGCAUUGUGACAGCGAGGACCGCACGCCGCCUCAGCUUGCUCUCUUCACCAUCGCCACGCCCCUCCAGCCUCCAGCCAUUCUGGAAAUCAGAACAAGGAACAUGAUCUUCAGGACGAAACACAAGCUUGAUUUCACACCAAUGGCCUGCGACGCAAAGGGGAAAAUAGUUCUGGGCUACACGGAGGCAGAGCUGAGAGUUCGAGGUUCAGGUUACCAAUUCAUCCACGCUGCCGACAUGCUGUACUGUGCCGAAAAUCACGUACGAAUGAUAAAGACAGGAGAGAGCGGCCUCACCGUCUUCAGGCUGCUCACAAAGGACAACCGGUGGAAAUGGGUCCAGGCCAACGCCCGGCUCGUCUACAAGAACGGCAAGCCGGACUACAUCAUUGCCACCCAGAGGCCUUUGGUGGAUGAGGAAGGAGGGGAGCACCUGAGGAAGCGAUCUAUGCACCUUCCUUUUACCUUUGCCACCGGAGAGGCACUGCUCUAUCAGACCAGUUAUCCACUGCACGGCUUCCCUGAUUCCUUCCAGGGCAAAGCCAAAGGCAGCAAGUCCAAAAAGGGCAAGCUGGACAGGAGCUCUGCAGACGACCUGGAUCCAAAGUCCCUGCUGGGAGCACUGAUGAGCCAGGAUGAGUCGGUGUAUGUCUGCCAGCCGGACAAAGAGCCUAAGAUGUCCCACCACAGCAGCCUUUUCAGUGAGCAGCAGAGCGACACUGAUGGUUUUAGUGGCCUGUUCAGUGGCGACAGUUGGCAUAUUGUAUCUAACAGGGAGACAGGGACAUGCAACGGUAAAACCUCCAGUUAUGACCCGCUGCUGGCCACUCUGGACUCCUUGUCACUAGAUGGUGACGAGACAUGCUCCAACAGCGAGCUCUUCAGUGCUCUGGAGAAUCUGGGCCUGAAUGCCGAAGACCUGGAGCUCCUGCUCCUGGAUGAGAGAAUGAUUCAGGUGGACCUGGACCCCAACCACAUCCCCACCCUCAGCGACCUCCUCACCAACAACGAAAUCCUCUCCUACAUCCACGACUCCCUGGAGAGUGGCACUGAGGGAGAGGAACAAAGGGACAGAGGAGGAUUUGGACUUUCAGGCCGUCCACCAAACCCAGACUCAGCCCAAAGUGUCUCCCAGCAGGCAUGUUUGACACCUGCUGUCCCCCCGGCUCUUCCCAGCGGCAGACAGCCCAUCGUCCAGCUGUCACAACAGAUGCAGCAACACAUCAGUGCAGGUGAGCUGGUGAAAGCUCAGCUGGGCCAGAUCCAGUCUGUCUCCGAGCCUGGAACUGUGGACACCAACACGAACGGUCACUGGGUGGUCACAACAGAGAACCAUCAUCACCCCAGCAACCACACCCGUCACCACCCGCAUACUGUACUCAAAGCCUCGCAGUUGAACGGCGAACAUAAACACCUUCAUUCAAGUGUGGAAUCGAGUCAGCGGUGGCAGCUGCAGCAGGACCAGCACUCGCUCCACCUCCAGUCCCAUCAGCAGGUGAGAGGCCAGAGUGCUUUGCUGCCUGGUUUCCAGGAUCAGUUUGGACUGACAGCAAACGGAUCUUACAUCCCAAACGGACACGCAGCCUUUCCAGCAAACAUGGUGGUCAGCCACACAGGUCACAGUACCUACGGUGCCACACCACAUGCAGCGGGCACAGUACUGAAUGGUGUGACCACACCGGAUGUUUGUCCCUACCAGAGGCCCUACCAGCUGCAGGGCCACCAGAGGCAGCAGCAGCAGAUGGUGCAGACUCAGGUGCCUCUGUCUUGUUUGCCCCAGUGUCCCACCCAAAACCCUGCGCUUGAUUUGGAGCAGUUACUGGGUCUGUCGCCGCCGCAGCACAGCCUGCCGUCAUUAGAAGCCUACGGCAUGUUCAACGCCAGUGCAGAGGAUACCACUCACAGCAAGCGGGAGAGUGGCUGCGUCCUCAGUGCUGCCGACGCAGCGUACAUCAGGACGUGUCUGAUGCCCAGUGGAAAUGGAGUGGCGACAGACGAGAUCCCUGUCUCGUGCCCCGAAGGACUCCCUGCUCUACAGGACCCCCAGAAAUCUGGAUUUUUCCUCUGAAAGAAUGAUGGCCGAGCACCAGAGGAGGCUAGAAGAGAAGGUACAGAAGGAAAAAAUAAAUAGAAAACACUAGAUAUGACUAGAUUAUCAUUUUUAUUAAAUGAUUAGAGGGAAGAAAAAGAAUAGAGAAGGGACUUUGGAUCAGGUUCUCUUUCAUAGCAUUUGUCUUGAUGUCUCAUCCCAUAGUGAGAGACAGCACUCAUGCUCCUCAGAGAACUUAGGUG
Molecule: messenger RNA, 3512 nt
Organism: Toxotes jaculatrix (banded archerfish)
Lineage: Eukaryota; Metazoa; Chordata; Actinopteri; Toxotidae
Gene: ahr1b
Product: aryl hydrocarbon receptor 1b
Exons: 11
Coding region: 475-3288 (937 amino acids)
Biological process (GO): regulation of transcription by RNA polymerase II
Cellular component (GO): aryl hydrocarbon receptor complex; nucleus
Molecular function (GO): transcription cis-regulatory region binding; protein dimerization activity; nuclear receptor activity
Source: RefSeq, a predicted model, not a curated record